AUGAAGCUCCUGUUCGUUGCCCUCUUCUUGGUAUCCAUCCUCUCAUGUCUGGCCAGGCCGGGUUAUAAAGACAUCGAUUACAAACUAUUUGAUGAGGAAUCGUCGGAUGCUCUUGCCAUCGACAAAGUCUACGAGGUUGUCGAAUUCCCCAAGCAUCACCAUCACCAUCAUCACAAGAAGGCGUCAAAAACGAAUCGAUUGGAUCGACUCAAAAGAUUCUCUGUCUUGAACGACCUUCUCUAA
Caenorhabditis remanei is the source of this 243-nucleotide messenger RNA. RefSeq lists its product as uncharacterized. Bases 1 to 243 code for a protein of 80 amino acids. The record is from RefSeq and is a predicted model, not a curated record. Lineage: Eukaryota; Metazoa; Nematoda; Chromadorea; Rhabditida; Rhabditidae. The transcript is spliced from 2 exons.